Messenger RNA from Dinoponera quadriceps, 1512 nucleotides. Its product is annotated as short-chain dehydrogenase/reductase family 16C member 6-like. Gene Ontology annotation, molecular function: oxidoreductase activity, acting on the CH-OH group of donors, NAD or NADP as acceptor. The transcript has 8 exons. The coding region runs from base 313 to 1329 and encodes 338 amino acids. Gene Ontology annotation, cellular component: lipid droplet. NCBI's taxonomy places the organism in Eukaryota, Metazoa, Arthropoda, Insecta, Hymenoptera, Formicidae. The record is from RefSeq and is a predicted model, not a curated record.
GCGAUCCAUUCAGUAUACCGUCGACCGUAGUGCUGGCAGGAAGGCAUCGCUCCUCAAGUGCGUCUUUCUCCCUCUCUCUCUCUCUCUAUCAUUCUCUCUCUCCCAUCACACGUGAAACACUCGCGCGUAUUUCAACCGCCGCGGCGAUCAGAAUUUCCCCAUUUCUCCUCGACAUCGCGUGUUAGCGUUUGAUGCGACAGCGAACGUUCGUUCGGACGGGUGGAUCAACAGGCGAACGCGUAGAGUGCAAUCGGAUCACCGGUUUGUCGGCUAGAGCUCUGUUCGUACAUACCAGCCUCAUCACCAGCCAACAUGAAGUAUUUGUACUCCAUCGGGGAAGUGAUCGUCUUCCUGGCGCUGUCACUCAUCGCGAUAUUAAAGGGCAUUAUCAAGUUUCUCAUACCGAAAAAAUACAAGAUGAAGACCAUUAACGGUGAGAUUGCCCUCGUGACAGGGGGUGGUGGCGGGUUAGGCAGACUGCUGUCCCUCAGACUGGCUAACCUGGGCGCCAUCGUCGUCGUCUGGGACAUUAACGAGAGCGGCAUUCAGGAGACCAUUAAGUUGGUACGGGCAGCCGGCGGCACAUGUUAUGGUUACGUUUGCGACUUGUGCGAUCGGGAGGACAUAUAUAAAAAAGCCAACAUCAUCAAGGAAGAGAUCGGCAAGGUGACGAUUCUCAUCAACAACGCGGGCAUCGCUUCCAUAACGAAGUUCUUGGACACCCCGGACAAGCUCAUCAUAAGGACGAUGGAUGUCAAUAUCAUGAGCCAUUUCUGGACCGCGAAGGCGUUCCUCCCGACGAUGAUGGAGAGCAACAAAGGACAUAUCGUGAGCAUAGCGAGCUUGGCCGGUCACUGCGGCGUCCCGAAAUUAGUGGACUAUUGCGCGUCUAAGUUCGCGGCGGUCGGCUUCGACGAGGCUCUUCGCAUAGAACUUGAGGACGAGGGCUACGACAUCAACACCACGGUUGUGUGCCCUUACUUCAUUCGCAGCACCGGCCUGUUCGACGACGUCCAAUCCAGUUAUGUCCCGAUUCUGAGCUCAAACGACGUGGCCGAUCAGAUCAUAACGGCGAUGAGGUGCAACUACAAGUUCCUCAUAAUACCGGGAUACCUGCAGCUCCUGUUGAUCUUCAAGUGGUUGGUCCCAUGGAUGUGCUGCGCGAUGUUCCUCCGUGGGGUGAUCAAAGGCAUCUCGCCGACUUCCCACGGCCAGCCGUGCGCGGCCACGACCGCGAACGACUGCAACAUGCCGUCCAAGGAUCAGAACGACGCGGCUAUUCACCAACAGCUGACCAGACGUAUCUCCAGCUCCGAGAGAAAGCCCUGAGAGAGCGACGUUCGAUCCUGGAGCGACCUUUACGAUUCCUUCUCCCCUCUCUCCCCGAGUCUUCUCUCGGCAGAACGAACGGUAAAGGUCCUCCCAUAUCCUACGGAGGAGAAGAAAAAGCGCAAUCGCCGCCUUGGAAGCGUGGUCUUAAUGACACGACGACCGCUCCUUCUUCUUCGUGCG